Messenger RNA from Fulvia fulva, 1608 nucleotides. RefSeq names its product Purine-cytosine permease fcyB. Gene Ontology annotation, molecular function: transmembrane transporter activity. NCBI's taxonomy places the organism in Eukaryota, Fungi, Ascomycota, Dothideomycetes, Mycosphaerellales, Mycosphaerellaceae. The transcript has 3 exons. Gene Ontology annotation, biological process: transmembrane transport. The record is from RefSeq and is a predicted model, not a curated record. Gene Ontology annotation, cellular component: plasma membrane; fungal-type vacuole membrane. Bases 1 to 1608 code for a protein of 535 amino acids.
AUGAUUCUACAGCAACAACAUCGUCGUGGUCAAGGUUAUCAACAUGGACAUGGUGUCAAGAACGGAGGACUCGAAGCAGAUGUCGAGAAGACUGCUGCAGAGCAUACUCCUAGCGAAACCACAUCGCCACAGGACUUCGAAGAGCCCAGGCAAAGCACCUUCAAAACCUACAUGGAACGCAUCGAACGCACGCUAGUCCACUACAACAUCGAAGCCCGCGGAAUCCAACGAGUUCGACCGGAAGACCGCCACUCCAUGAACAAGCUCGGCUUCAUCCAAGUCUUCCUCCUCUGGUUCAGCAUCAACCUCGAAGCCGUAGUCAUCACUCUCGGCUUCCUAGGCCCCAUCGUCUACCACCUUCCCUUCACAGACUGUGCACUGCUCGGAGUGUUUGGUUCCAUGACGGGAGCAUUGCCGACAGCCUACAUCGCCACAUUCGGCCCCAGAUCAGGGAACAGGACUAUGAUCUUCACGAGAUAUAUCACGGGGUGGUAUCCUACGAAACUGAUGGUGGUGUUGACUUUGAUCAUAUUCAUGGGCUACAUUCUCAUCGAUGCGGUGGUCGGCGGCCAGAUUCUGAGCGCAGUCAGCACGAACGGGAGCUUGAGUGUCAUCGUUGGCAUUGUCAUUGUGUGCGCCAUAACUUGGAUCGUCUCGACAUUCGGGUAUAGUGUCUUCCACAUGUACGAACGGUACGCCUGGCUACCUCAACUGAUCGUCACAUCGCUCCUCGCUGGAACAGCAGCGACCAACUUCGACCUUUACGGCAAUCCAUCAGCCGGCGAAGCACCAAAUGUCAUCGCGGGCAACAGAUUGAGCUUCUUCAGCUUAUGCCUUGCCGCACAAAUCACCUAUGCAGGCGCCGCUGCGGACUUUUUCGUUUACUACCCCGAAAAUACCUCGCGGACCAAGAUCUUCAUCGCGACUCUCGCUGGUCUGACUUUCUCGUCUGCUUUCGCUCUCAUCGUUGGUGUCGGACUCGGAUCUGGCACGGCGACGAAUCCAGAUUGGAUGGCAGCCUACAAUGUCUCGCAAGGCGCUUUGAUCGUCGAGGCCUUCGAGCCAUUGGGCAGCUUUGGUUCAUUCUGCAGCGUCAUCGUCUCGCUGAGUUUGAUCGGGAAUAUGGUACCACCAUGCUAUGCCUCCGGCAUUGACUUCCAAGCUCUUGGUCGAUACUGGGAAAGAGUCCCUCGUGUGGUCUGGAAUACAGUAGCUUUGGUCAUCCCCAUGGUCUGCGCGAUCGCCGGUCGCGCUCAUCUCGCGGAGAUCUUCACGAACUUCCUGGCCCUCAUGGGCUACUGGGUCAGUAUCUGGAUCGCUGUCGUUCUGGAGGAGCAUUUGAUCUUCAGGAAGUGGAUGGGACGAGGAUGGGAUUGGGACGUCUGGAAUGACCGAAGCAGACUGCCUGUAGGUAUUGCUGCCCUGGUAGCGUUUCUGGUGGGAUGGGUUGGCUCUAUCUUGUGCAUGGCGCAGGUUUGGUAUGUUGGUCCUUUGGCGAAGUUGAUUUCCGAGUAUGGUGGAGAUAUGGGCAACUAUGUGGGAUUUGCAUGGGCUGCUCUGGUCUAUCCGCCUUUGCGCUGGUGGGAGUUGCGUCGAUUCGGAAGGUAG